UAUCUCGUUGUGAUUAUUCUGAAGUGUGACCAAAGCUUCCGCACAUUUUCAAUCAUAUGGUGCCCUCUAUAUAUUAUUAAAUUAGCCAGCACACCGGCUGCAUUCUGCCAACAAUGAGUUUAUUUAUAAACCUGGUGCUGCUGGUCCUCGCCUUCGGUCUGACUGAGGCCCAGACGUCGAGACGCGAGGAGGCGCCCAUAGCCGAGUGUCCUGGCCUCAGUGUGCCACAAGUGCGAGCCGAGGCGUCCGACUUCGAAAUCGCGAUGAUUUUCCACUACGUGUCCUGGUCGAGCGAGGCCAAGCAGGCCAAGAGGCUCUACAACGGACUGGCGCACUACUACCACGAGUACGCGUUCUUCGGGGCCGUCGACUGCUGGCACUUUCAGUGCAACUGCAGCAGCACCCACGUGCCAAAUCCUGGAGUGGUUGGCGCUGGCGGCUAUCCGGACAAGUGGCCCACACUGAUAGUGCGCUACAACCAGCGGCACAUUCUGCAGUACUCUGGAGACUGGAACUUUGAGGAUCUCGCACGCUUCAUGAACUAUCUGAUCGAGCCUGUGGAUCGGGUGCACACCAGCCUCGAGCUGGCAGGACUCAGGAAGCACUCGGAUGCCGUUGUGCUGGCGCUCCUCGACUCUGCAGACAGUCUGGCAUACAAGCGCUACAUGGCGGCAGCUGUCUGCUGGCUGGAGUUCGAUCCCGAGCGGAACAUACGCUUCGCCCUGAACUUUGGAAAGAGUGCAAAGAGCAUGCUGAAAGGGGAGGACGUCACACUGCCGCAGCUGGUGGUCAUUGACAGCCGCAAUGGUGUGCACACGUUCAACACAUCGUCGAGCGACUGGCGAGCUCUGAACAUCGUUCGUUGGGUGCGUCACACCCUCAAGAGUCUGGCGUUCUUCUCGAAUGGCUAUGGAACGCCAACGACAAUCGCCUUGAAGGCGCGCUACAUGCCCGUGCUGGCCAUGGGCGUAAAGAUGCCACACAGCCAUCAGACUGCGAGCGCCAUGCCGCUGGUAAUGGUCAAGGAAAUGGCAAGCGCGCUGAAAAAGCAAACGGACAGCUGUGAUUCCUACUGGACGAAUGACGAAAGCCAUGCCAAGAAGGAGUCAUAUUCGCUGCUGCAAAUGCCAGCGGAACUUUAUGCAGAAACACCUCAGCAGGCAGAGACCUGCCCUAGCGCCUGGCAGCUGAAUGCAGCGACGCUGGCCAACUAUUACAGCAUCAACAAGUACCUCAAUCAUCUCUGGCGCACGUACACCCACCAGCACCACCUGCAAGUGUCCGUAGGCAAGGGCACGGACUCCCAUCAACUGCUGGCGCUACACCGACGCAACCUGUGCCUCGCACACUCCAACCAUGGCACGCCGGCCAUGAAGAUUGGCAUCGCCAAUAUGGUGACCAAGUACAGCCAACUCAUCUGGCAACAUUCCGGGGAGGACUUCCCCAAGAAUCGAUCGCUGGGCGUUGUGAUCUUCGAUUCCAUUAAGUACGCCGACUACCUCCAGCAGCUGGGCAUACAGCAGCAUCAGCACCACCAUCCACACGAGCGAGACGCCUCCGCGGUGCAGGUCUUCAUACUGGACAUGGCCGAGGAGGCGCUGCAUGUCAUGUCGCAGGAUCAUCCCUUCUCGUAUGUGGCGCUCAAGGACUUUAUACGGCAGUUCUAUGCCAAAACACUGCCGAAGGUGUACAGGAAUGCGCAGCCACCGCCGGACACGGCCUUCCAUCGGUACUUCAACCGCCAAAUGAUGCUGCAGGCGCUUCAGCGGCCAAACGCGACGAAUGUGGUGUUCAUGUAUCGUCCGGACUGCGCUCUGUCCGCUGUACUAUCGCAGGCAUUCCUACAGGUGUCGGCGCUGCUCGCCAGUCCCAGCGUUAACUUCAUUCGCUUUGACAGUCAGGCCAACGAUCUGCCGUGGGAGUUCUCGAUGCCGCUCUGCCCCACGCUGCUUGUCUUUCCGCAGGCCCGUCCCACCGAAUCUGUUGUGUUUCCCAGCAAUGUCCGGAUAGAUGUGAAGAACGUGUUUGCCUUUGUCAUCGCCCAGCUGGAGCCGGAGCAGCAGCUGCGGUCGGUGCUGGCCAGCUGCCGGCGAAGGAUGAAGCAUGUCCGCAGCUGCCUGGACUUUGCCCGCAGCCUGGUGCUCAAGCACGUGGGCCAGUAUCUGAAAUACUGGGAGAUCUACGAGCACGAGCGUGACCAGAUACUCGAGCAUCUCAAGGAGUUCAACGAGCUGCACAUAGCCAUAGAUCGUAGCAUAAGGUUAUAGCAUAGUCCAACCUCCUAAACUCCGUAGGCCAUUUGUUACUUAAGCUAAGUAGUGCUCCUAUCAGACUGUGGUUUCUAAACUGUAUAGCCAAACCAAGUUUUUAGUUAAGUAUUAAACACUCAUAGCUAUAAGAUAAUAACGCAAUAAUAAUAAUAAUUU
Messenger RNA from Drosophila subobscura, 2426 nucleotides. RefSeq lists its product as uncharacterized. The record is from RefSeq and is a predicted model, not a curated record. Lineage: Eukaryota; Metazoa; Arthropoda; Insecta; Diptera; Drosophilidae. The coding region runs from base 114 to 2267 and encodes 717 amino acids. The transcript has a single exon.